CAAUCGUUUUGGAAAGGUUGAAGGGCGCUGAUUUGGUGAAGUAUUCAGAAUAAAAAAUGUUUUCCUCCCUUUCCUUAAAAACAUCCGGAAUUUGUUACUGCAGAACCAAACUUUAGCGAUAUUUAUCUGUGAACAAAAAUUCUGUCAUUAUGGUAAAGAUAUUCCUUUUUAAAACUAUACUGCGUAAUUAGCAAGGAGCCUUAUGUAAUGCUAAACACGAUUUUCUUCAUAAAUUUCAGCUAAUAUUUUUGCUUUUUCGCUAAGCAACAAGGUAAGCAUUCUAUUAGUGUUAUGUCCUACGAUAUACAGAUAUAUGUCUUUCAUAUUUAUUGCUGUUCGGGCUGAAUUGAUGUUAAGAAAAUUAGACAGGUAAAUACGACAUUUAUACACCUGCAGAUGUUUUUACUUCCUCUUCGAUCUCUUAGAUGUUUCCAGAUCAAUCUCAGAAGAUGAAGACUGUUAUGCAUAAACGAAAAAUAAAUUAAAACGAACACAAGAGAGACGAAGAUAGUAACAAUACAAUUGUACCAAAAAUGACUAGAGGUGAUGUGAUGGUACACGAAAGCAAUCUGUGGCUCGCUACCCAAGGUCAAUGUAAACGUGAUUAGUUAUUAAAUGUUGUCCGUGAUCAGUGUGAAGCAUUAAUCACAGGCUUGUGCAAUCUGCUCAGCAUUCACUCAUUCAAUCAUUCGAUUUUAAUCACCUAAAAACAUCCGGCAUCUAAAUAUGAGUUCAUCUAAUAUACUCCCACGCAAAACAAGGUUGGCGUACUCUAUGAUCUUUUUAGAGCUGCGGUUCGUUAAAUUCAUUUUACUUGCAGUGCUUGUACAAAUACCAAAUCAGUGCCGAGUAAUUUCUCAUUAUACAAGAGGAUUACACACGUACAAGAGAGUAGGUGAGUCGUGGAAUCCCUGGCUGGCGAAAACUGAAUACAAACUACGGCUUCAAAUGUAUAAACAAAGCGCAGCUUUUAACUCUCGCUUCGCUCUCUUGUUAAAAGCUCAGCUUAUCUACUUUUAUUAACGGUUCUUCUUUUGCAGCCAUUUCAGGAAUUGCGUGUUGCGAUGAUAAUGAGUACUUGAAGGGUUAAAAUGUCGACAAGUGGAACCAGAACGUCUUCCGAGAUAAGAGGUUUUGAGGUAAGCAUCAGCUCGGAGAGGGACAAAAAUGGUGGCACCCAAGACAGGGAUAUCCCGGAUGAUCUCAACGAAAAGAAAUCGAGAUCCAGACUUCUGAGGUUUAGGAAACGUACUUCAAAAUUGGCUGAGGUAAACGAAAAACUGAGCAAAGAUAAGGAUGAGAACAAGAACCAGGAGCCAGCUGUGUCCUCAGCAAGUGAUUCCCAGCAAAAAACGUCAACAGAAGAUAUGUUCACUGAUGUGUUUGAGAACAUUCAGAUGCAGCUGGAAAUCAUCGGAGGCCUGCGAGAAAAGCCUUGGACUAUGCAGAGAAAGUUACAAAUAUUAAGGUAAACACGUAGCAAAGAACGAUUUUCAGAACCACGCACAGUUGUAAGGAUCGGUUAUUAAAUAUUUGCAAGCUCAUUUGCAAGCACCAUGCGGUGAGUGCAGAACAUUUGAGAUGGACAAAUGAAUUGGUUUGUUCCGUCGCA
Orbicella faveolata is the source of this 1612-nucleotide messenger RNA. Its product is annotated as transmembrane channel-like protein 3. The record is from RefSeq and is a predicted model, not a curated record. Lineage: Eukaryota; Metazoa; Cnidaria; Anthozoa; Scleractinia; Merulinidae. Gene Ontology annotation, molecular function: mechanosensitive monoatomic ion channel activity. Gene Ontology annotation, cellular component: plasma membrane.